CGGGUCCGUUUCGGGUGACUACUCCCUCCGGCAGGGCCUGGCUCUGCACCCGGCGACGGUAGGGCCGCGGCGCUGAGUGGCGGCUUCCCCUCAGGCCCAUCUCCGCAGUGGUGGGGGCCUGAGGGGAAGGCUGAGUGGGAUGCGGCUGACGCGGAAGCGUCUCUGCUCGAUUCUUAUCGCCCUGUACUGCCUCUUCUCCAUCUACGCCGCCUACCACGUCUUCUUCGGGCGCCGCCGCCGGACGCAGGACGCGUCUUUGCGGGGCCUCAGGAAGGGGGCUGCCCCGGCGCGGGAGAGGCGCGGCCGAGAACAGUCUACUUUGAGAAGUGAAGAAUGGAAUCCUUGGGAAGAAGAUGAAAAAAAUGAGCAAAAACACAGACUGCAGAUAUUAAAUAAGUCCACAAAAGAGAAAAAAGACUUCCAUGUACAAAUCUGGGGCAAAGCUGCCAUUGGUUUGUAUCUCUGGGAGCAUAUUUUUGAAGGUUUACUUGAGCCCACUGAUGUGACUGCUCAGCGGAGAGAAGGAAAUUUAGUUGUUGGAAGAACACAUUACAGCUUCAUCACUGGUCCAGCUGUGGUCCCAGGGUACUUCUCUGUUGAUGAGAAUAAUGUGGUACUCAUUCUAAAUGGAAGAGAAAAAGCAAAGGUCUUUUAUGCCACCCAGUGGUUACUUUAUGCACAAAAUUUAGUGCAAACUCAAAAACUCCAGCAUCUUGCGGUUGUUUUGCUUGGAAAUGAACAUUGUAAUAAUGAGUGGAUAAACCAGUUUCUCAAAAGAAAUGGAGGCUCUGUGGAACUACUUUUCAUAAUAUAUGACAGCCCCUGGAUUAAUAACAUGGAUGUUUUUCAGUGGCCUUUAGGAGUAGCAACAUACAGGAAUUUUCCUGUGGUGGAGGCGAAUUGGUCAAUGCUGCAUAAUGAAAGACCAUACUUGUGUAAUUUCGUAGGAACCAUUUAUGAAAAUUCAUCCAGACAAGCACUAAUGAACAUUUUGAAACAAGAUGGGAAUGAUAAGCUUUGUUGGGUUUCAGCAAGAGAACAGUGGCAGCCUCAAGAAACAAAUGAAAGCCUUAAGAAUUAUCAAGAUGCUCUGCUUCAGAGUGAUCUCACAUUGUGCCCAGCAGGAGUGAACACGGAGUGUUACAGAAUAUAUGAGGCUUGCUCCUAUGGCUCCGUUCCUGUGGUAGAAGACGUAAUGACAGCUGGCAGCUGUGCAAAUUCAUCUGUUUACCAUAAUGCUCCUCUGCAGUUACUCAAGUCCAUGAAUGCUCCCUUUAUCUUUAUUAAGAACUGGAAGGAACUUCCUGCUAUUUUAGAAAAAGAGAAAACUAUAAUUUUACAAGAAAAGAUUCAGAGAAGAAAAAGGUUACUUCAGUGGUAUCAGUACUUCAAAGCAGAGCUAAAAAUGAGAUUUAUUAAUAUUGUGGAAAGUUCAUUUCUAAAGAACAAUAAAGGUUAACUGUAGUUCAUCUUUUUGAGCUAAGGUCUGAUUUUUUAAAUCAUUUCUAAUACUGGGUAUGUAUGCGUGUGUUUGUGUAUUUAUUAAUGUUCUUUAAGUUACCCCUAGACCCUAGAUUAUGUCUGUAGUAUUGACCAAGUACAGCCUUUUUGGGCCACUCCUGAAAAUAAAGUUAAAAUGUUACUCAAA
Balaenoptera ricei (Rice's whale) is the source of this 1648-nucleotide messenger RNA. It is a transcript of the gene RXYLT1, whose product is annotated as ribitol xylosyltransferase 1. Lineage: Eukaryota; Metazoa; Chordata; Mammalia; Artiodactyla; Balaenopteridae. Gene Ontology annotation, biological process: protein O-linked glycosylation via mannose. The transcript has 6 exons. The record is from RefSeq and is a predicted model, not a curated record. The coding region runs from base 140 to 1459 and encodes 439 amino acids. Gene Ontology annotation, molecular function: ribitol beta-1,4-xylosyltransferase activity. Gene Ontology annotation, cellular component: Golgi apparatus.